AUGCGUAUAGCUAGCAAGAGCAGUAAUUCUUACCAACGUGAUAUUGAAAGAAUAACAAAAAUAAAAGGAAAUAACAGAUGUGCUGAUUGCGGAGCAAAGUGCCCUAGGUGGGCAAGUAUAAAUCUUGGUAUUAUAAUCUGUAUAGAGUGUUCAGGAAUACACCGAAAUUUGGGUGUUCAUAUUUCAAAAGUGAAAUCAUUAACUUUGGAUAAAAUUAUGCCACAGUGGAUACAUUGCAUUACAAGUAUAGGUAAUGACUUGUCUAACGCAUAUUAUCUGUACAACCUACCUCCUGAUACGUACAUGCCGAAACAAGGGGAUUCUUCAGUCGUAAUGCAAGCGUGGAUAAAAAAUAAAUAUGAAAAGAAGUUAUAUGUGCCAGCUAAUAGGAAAGAACCCGGUCUGUAUUAUUUAGAAGGAGAUGAUCCCAGAAAGUGUCUACCAGAGGUUGCACGAGUAAAUGCCCAUAUAAGAACGAAUGACAGGAAAAAUUCAAAAAGUGAAAUGAGAAUGGAUAAUAUUAUGGAGAAUUCUGGAACAUUAGAUAUUUUCGACUCGUUAAAAAUUAUAGACAGUAAUAAAUUUCAAGAAGGGAUAAUAAAUAAAAAGGGCAACAAUGAGGAAAAGGAGAAGGAAUUAUAUUGGGGUUUUGCAAAAAAGGACAAUGAUAAUAAAAAGUACUUGAACGAUAACUUUUAUUCUUUUGAUAAUAUGUUAAUUGGUGAAGAUAAAAGCAAUAAUAUUACCCUUAGUAGUACCAAUAAUGGUAAUGGAAAUAGUAUCAAUAAUACUAGUAAUAUUUAUAAUAACAGUAAUAGCAAUAGUUAUAGUAAUAAUUAUGGAAAUAAUUAUAGCACUAAUUAUGGCAAUAAUUAUAGCAAUAGUAAUGGUACUAAUAAUAGUAGUAUAUAUGCUACGAAGGACUCUUAUUUUUUCAACGACUUUAUAAAAGCAAGCAGUUCAACUAAUGACUUAGUUAAUUCGGGCAAUCCGAGUAACUCAAACAACAUCAGACAGUCGAAUAGUCGUAGCUACAACAGUAAUAAUAAUAGCUGUAAUAACAAUAAUAGUGGCAUUACCAGUAAUAGAGGCAACAACAGUAACAGUAACAGUAACAAUAACAGUAACAAUAAUAGUAACAGUAACAAUAAUAGUAACAGUAACAAUAAUAGUAACAUUAACAAUAAUAGUAACAUUAACAAUAAUAGUAACAGUAACAAUAAUAGUAACAGUAAACCCUUUUUCUUUUUUGAUGAUGAUGCUAAUAAAAUGAACAGCACGAUUAAUAACAACAUCUUUAACGAAAAAUUAAAUUUUCCUAAUCCCUGUGAGAACAAAAAUUUCAACAAUCUUAAUUCUUUAUCUGAAAAGGAUUUAAGAGAUGCGAAAGUUCAGGCAGCAAAAAAAUGUAUUGCUCGACUUUUUGCGAACUCUAAAAAUAUUUCUUUUUCUGAAAAAAAGAGAUCAAAUAUAAAUUUAAAUAAUCAUGAUAAUCAAAAUAGUCAUGUAAAAAAUAAUUUAUGUAAAUCAUCAUUUAAUACAUUAAAUGGAUAUAAACAAAAUUGUUUUGAAAACUUUAGUUCAAAUAUUGUAAAGAAUUCCAAUAAUGAAAAAAGCGAUUCAGGAACAUUAGGAGGUCUGGAAAAAAGAAACAAAAAGAAAGAUGAAAAUAAAUCUAUGCAAGACUUUGAUUUUUUUUUGAGCGAUUAG
Molecule: messenger RNA, 1710 nt
Organism: Plasmodium malariae
Lineage: Eukaryota; Apicomplexa; Aconoidasida; Haemosporida; Plasmodiidae
Product: ADP-ribosylation factor GTPase-activating protein, putative
Exons: 6
Coding region: 1-1710 (569 amino acids)
Molecular function (GO): GTPase activator activity
Source: RefSeq, a predicted model, not a curated record